AUGCCCACAAACAUCAAUGAAAUAUUUCCUCCAAUCACAUUGGAACGAGUAGUGCCACUCCGAACUUACUCCAUCGAAUGUCAAACGUGCACCGACUGUAAACUUCCAAUUGGUGGAACUGGAACCACAGCAGUGGCGGCAACAACCUGUGAUGAAUGCCGCCUUGUUAUUACAUUCACUAAGGGGAAGACAAGCAAAAUCGAUGCCCAUUGCAUUGCCACGGGUGACGUAUGUGACUAUGGUAUUUCAAAAAAUUCCGAUCAAUCCACAGUCGUAGCGGCCUGCUGUGACACCGACAACUGUAACACUGUGCCAGCAUUUGCAGGAAAACUUUUGUACACAAGCUUUUCGCUGUUCACUCCAAUCUUUACUACAGCAUAUUUUCUUAAAUUAGUAGCUUACUCUAAAUACGGGUUCAAGAAGAAACAUCUCCACGUGGUAUACCUCACUACAAAUGACAACAGCAUCUGUGGAAUAGCUUGCCAUUUGUUUAAACUCAACAUGGUUGCAUUCAUAAUGAAAUUGUCCUUUUCGGGUCGACAGUUCUUUUGUUUCAUUGGUUGCAUUGAACCACGGAAACAAAUGCGUCUACGGUUUUCCGAUAGCUCUAGUCCCGCACUGCCAAAAUGUUUGACCUUAAGAAAGACACUAAACUUCACCUCCGUGAGACGAAUAGCUGCGGUCAACCGUGACUGCAAAAUUUUUCAUCAACAGGCC
Opisthorchis viverrini is the source of this 717-nucleotide messenger RNA. RefSeq lists its product as hypothetical. The transcript is spliced from 5 exons. The record is from RefSeq and is a predicted model, not a curated record. The annotation marks the transcript as partial. Lineage: Eukaryota; Metazoa; Platyhelminthes; Trematoda; Opisthorchiida; Opisthorchiidae.